AUGGGCAAAAAAGUUUUACAAGAAGUUAAACUUAAGACUAAUAUCGAAGCGGCGGUGGAUACAGAACGCGGGUGCAACCAUGGUGCUUGGGCAGCUCUUAAGAUAGCAUUUCUCGAGCCAAAAGAUAUACCAAUGGUUCAAGUGUCAUUUACUCGUAACGCAUCAUAUGAACCUCAUAUUAGACGAGGAAAGAGCAAAAUUGAUCGAAUUGACAAAUCAUCCACUUUUGAUCCAACAGACGAACAUCUUGUCCCUCUUCACAUUAUGGCCGGUGGCUGGCUGGCUAGGAAGAUUUAUCAAGAGAUGAUUUCUGGGAUGAG
This is a messenger RNA of Ambispora leptoticha, 320 nucleotides long. The record is from the annotation of a GenBank genome assembly. NCBI's taxonomy places the organism in Eukaryota, Fungi, Glomeromycota, Glomeromycetes, Archaeosporales, Ambisporaceae.